Messenger RNA from Pelobates fuscus (common spadefoot toad), 2407 nucleotides. It is a transcript of the gene PNN, whose product is annotated as pinin, desmosome associated protein. The record is from RefSeq and is a predicted model, not a curated record. The transcript has 9 exons. Gene Ontology annotation, cellular component: catalytic step 2 spliceosome. Bases 106 to 2187 code for a protein of 693 amino acids. NCBI's taxonomy places the organism in Eukaryota, Metazoa, Chordata, Amphibia, Anura, Pelobatidae.
GGCGCCAUUUCCCCACUGUGGCUGCCAGGAGAAGCAGAGCGCGUGUUGCCCUGUAACCCCGCCCCCUGACCCGGAAGUGAUUCGGAUUCUGCCAGAGCAGACAAGAUGGCGGUCGCCGUGAGAACUCUGCAAGAACAGCUCGAAAAGGCCAAGGAGAGCCUGAAACACGUGGACGAAAACAUCCGCAAGCUGACCGGCCGGGACCCCGGCGAUAACCGGCUUGCACCAGCCAGGCGGUUGACGAUCACUGGCCCUAACGCGAUUGGAGGCAGAGGUCGUGGUGGCAUUGUGCUAAGGCGUGGACUCUCGGAUAGCGGAGGAGGACCCCCAGCUAAGCAGCGUGUUUUUGAAGGUGCACUCAGCAGGCUGGGCGGGGAGCGUCGGCAAAGGAGAGAGUCACGCCAUGAGAGCGACGCUGAGGAUGAAGAUGAUAAAAAGCCAGCAUUACAGUCCUCAGUUGUCGCUACCUCCAAAGAGCGUACACGCAGAGAUCUUAUACAGGAUCAGACUAUGGAUGAAAAGGGCAAACAGAGGAACCGUCGCAUAUUUGGUCUGUUAAUGGGUACCCUUCAAAAGUUUAAGCAAGAAUCCAAUGUGGCAGAUGAAAGGCAAAAACGACGUCUCGAAAUUGAGCAGAAGCUUGAAGUACAGGCCGAAGAAGAAAAGAAACAGGUUGAAAAUGAGAGGCGAGAGCUGUUUGAAGAAAGACGCGCCAAACAGACAGAGCUGCGACUACUUGAGCAGAAAGUUGAGCUGGCACAUUUGCAAGAAGAGUGGAAUGAACACAACAAAAAACUCCUAAAAUACAUUAGAACUAGGACAAAGCCUCACCUGUUCUACAUACCUGGCAAGAUAUGUCCACUGGCUCAAAAAUUAUGUGAGGAGUCGCAAAAAAAAAUGAAUGCUAUAUUUGAAAGCAGAUGUCUGGAAUUUGCAGAGCAGUUAAACAAAAUGGAAGCUAAGCCUAGGCGACAUUCCAUGAGAGACAAAGAUCAAGAGAACAAGCAGGAUGAAGAGAAUGAAGAACAAGAGGAUCGUGAAGAUGGUAAGGUAGUUCGGCAUGAGAAAGAGGUGGAGACAGGUAACCAGUCUAAUGAUAUAGAUAUGGAGGACACCUUAGAGGAGGAGAAGGUUAAUAUUAGUGUUAGGGAUGUAGAAAUGGAACCGGAGACUAAGGUUGUAGAAGAUAGUGAAGAAUCCAAGCAGAGAGAGGAAAAGAUUGAGGAAGAAGGUAGAGUUGUUGUGGAAGAGCCUCAAAGUAUUCAUGUUGAAGAAAAGGAAAUUGAGGUGGAAGAUGGGGAAGUAAAGGAAGAGGAGGAGCCCAGUGACCAUAAGGAGAUCAUUGAGGAUCAGAAGGCAGUUGAGGUCAGUCAGCCAGAUGUGUUAGAAAUAGCAGAUGAAAUGCAUGAAAUCGGGGACGCAGAAAUUAGGGAGGUUGUAGAUGAUCAGACAGAAGAUAAGCCCAUCGUUAAUAAAGAAAUAGACGAGCUGAAGGAACCGGAACCUGAAGUACAAAGUGAAUCGCCAGAGAAAAUUGAAAAGGCUGUAGAACCAAUAUUAAACUUCCAACCACCAGACCAUUAUGAGACUCAGGCUCAGCGGGAGGCUCUCUUAAUGGCAGAGGAAGGGCCAGUUGCUGAAAAAGAGGCUGCUGUGGUAUCGUUAACUUUGACAGAGGCCCAAAUAGAACAGGUGAAAGCUCCAUCCACAGAGCAAAAAGAGAAAAGAAGCAGAGGUAGAGCUAGGAAUAAAAUGGACAAGAGCCGUAGUGCUAGUAGCAGCAGCAGUAGCUCUAGCAGCAGUUCCAGCUCCAGCAGCAGUGGGAGCAGUUCUAGCAGUAGCAGUAGCCAGAGUAGUUCAAGCAGUAGUAGCAGUAGUAGUGGGAGCAGCAGCAGGGACAGCAGUAGUAGCAGUAGCAGCAGCAGUGAAAGAAGUCGGAGCAGAGGCCGAGGGCAUGUAAGAGACGAGAAACGCAGGAGGAGUGUCGAGCACAAGAGGAGAGAUGCAUCGGGUGUAGAGCGAAGUCACAAGUCUUCAAAAGUCAGUAGCAGAGACUCUAAAGGAUCCAAGAACAAAAGUUCACGUUCUGACAGGAAGAGGACCGUUUCAGAGGGUAGUCGGUCAGGCAAAAGACCCUCGAGGAGUGAAAGAGACCGUAAAUCAGACCGGAAAGACAAAAGGCGUUGACCAGUUUUCAUGCCUAUUUGCAACUGAAGAGUAAUAAAUUGCCCCUUUUACAAAGACAUGAUGCUGCCUUAACAGUUGCAUGAGUUGUUGUUUUGGAAAGCACACAAACUUUAAAAAAAUAUUAUUUUUUAUUUUUUUUUGCAUCAUUUUAUAAUGGGCUGUUUAUCAAAUCAAUGUAAGCAGCAACAACUCGAAAUAAAACAGUUAAGGAUUUCACAAA